UCAAUGAAUCAGCCCGACGACAUGAUGCUGUUCGAGGUCGACGAUUUCCUGGCCUUCGCUGAUCAAGUCGCAGAAGAACCAGAACCCCCUGCUCAGGAGCUUGACUGCGGCGGCAUCGAGAAUAAGAAGAUCAGGAAUGCAGGAAGUUCAUCAUCUUCCAUGAAGAACACUCUCGCAAAAGUCGGGUUCAUUACAAAGUCUGAGAUUGAGUUGCUAGAUGAUGGAUACAGGUGGAGGAAGUAUGGGAAGAAGAAGGUUAAAAGUAGUCCAAAUCCGAGGAACUACUAUCGGUGCUCAAGUAUCGGAUGCAAUGUGAAGAAGAGAGUCGAGCGACACCAAGAUGAUUCAAGCUUUGUGAUAACCACAUAUGAGGGUGUCCAUAACCAUCAUGCUCCGCAACCAGCGGCUGUGCAGCAUCAAGCUCGUCAUCUGCCAAACUCUGAUGGCUAA
Messenger RNA from Zingiber officinale, 450 nucleotides. Its product is annotated as probable WRKY transcription factor 43. The coding region runs from base 4 to 450 and encodes 148 amino acids. The transcript has 3 exons. Gene Ontology annotation, molecular function: DNA-binding transcription factor activity; sequence-specific DNA binding. Gene Ontology annotation, biological process: regulation of DNA-templated transcription. NCBI's taxonomy places the organism in Eukaryota, Viridiplantae, Streptophyta, Magnoliopsida, Zingiberales, Zingiberaceae. The record is from RefSeq and is a predicted model, not a curated record.